AUGGACCUAUUCGCCUGGAAUCAGACCUACCGCAUCUGGGUUUGUAAGACCUGCGAGCAUGGCGUUCCGCCGCGAGGGAUCUCAGGCCACCUCGGCUCGAAGAACCAUCGCGACCACAUAACUGCGAGAACGGGCAAGCAACGAGCCGCGGCCGCCCAAGAGGCCUGGUCCGUCGACCCGUGGGACCCUCACGUCGAACCAUUCCGCCCCCCGCCGCCGGACUCCCUCCCUCUCCCAGAGCUCCCUGUCUACAUGGGCUGGGGCUGCCUAGAGGACGGAUGCGAUUCGUACGCGGUACGGACCCCACAAUCGAUGCGACAACAUCGAUAUCGAGACCAUGGCAUCCGCUGUCGUCUAGGGCGCCCUGACCCCUCGAAACCGUCGCAGCAGCCAGCCCUACGUCCCGUCAGCUGCCAACGAUUCUUCCCAACGGGCCGGGGGAGUAGCUAUUUCAUUGUGACGCCUACUGUGCAGGUCCAGCGGGCUCGGCACGUCCUCGAGAUGAGCGAGGCGGAGUUCGUACAGACGCAGGUGGCGGACGCGCUCCAGCGCUCCGAUAGGCUCACGCGGGCCGACGAGGAGGUCGCGCCUACGCAUAGCGACCCGACCGAGUACUCGCCGUGGCUCGAGCUCACGCGGUGGCCGGAGUACGUUCGUGGGCACGCCUUCCGCGAUCUGGCUAUGCUCGCCGCCCUACCCGAUCCUACGGCGGAGCCGAUCCUCCAGGCCGUUGAGCAGAGCGUCCAACGGCUAGUCCAGGCGGCGUUCGACUCUAUUACUAGCUACCGCAUCAACGAAUUCGACCAGGUAAAGAUCAAUAGCUUCCUCCAGCGACAGGGCGUCUGGGACCGCCCCAUCCACAUCCGCCUCCGUCCUAAGACGUACCGCCGGUAUCAGCAGAUCUGGGUACGGCUAAUUAGCUUCGUCAUUCGGACUAGCCGGCCUAACCAGGCUAUCGAUCUAAAGCACCAGCCUACUACGCGGCAGCUCGAAGCUGUCGACCGGAUCGACCAGUUUGCCCAGCAGCUCUUAGGCCUAGAGAUCGAGAACGGCCUAGAGUCCCUAGACGCAGUAGAGUCCCCAGCCCAGGAACUCGGCCCGUCAAGUGGGCCCAAGGGCACCCGUAAGAGCUCCCCCGCCCAGCGAGCCAUGGCCCAGCUCGACCGUGCAUGCCUCGAUCUCUCGAUCGCGCUCCUCGACCACGAGCUCCGGGGCGAUCUCUUCGAAAGCCCCCUAAUCGGGUUUAUGGCAACGAUCGGGGUCGAUGUACCGAACCAGACGUACCGCGACCCAUUGAGCUACACCGGGCACCUGUCUGGCUUAGUUAAGAUAUCGCAGAUGCUUGUAGCCCAGCGGGCUGUACAGCUCGCGGACGACGGCGAGGUUGAGCAUCCGGGCGACGCACUCGACCGCAUGCGGGAGCGCUUCCUUAUGUUCGGGGUUCACGCCCCCUUUGGGUGGAUUACCCGGCUCCGGGCCUACGGCAAGAAGAUCCAGAACACGACGACUAGUAUAGGGUAUAUCAACUGGAACGACGACCACGACGCCUUAAGCUAUCGGGAGCUCCACCUAACUAUGGAUGGCCUUCGACGAUUCGUCCGCGUAGAGGUCGAGCUCGCACAGUACGACCUCGAACGACUCUUCCUCCUUAGCGAGGACGACGAGCGAGAGGGGGUAGUACCGGAGCUCCCGCUACAUCGGCUCGCCGACGAUCCGGUGAAUAAUAAGCGGGGGUGGAAUUUCCUCCAGGACCCACGCAAUCAGGCCAUCCUGCCAACCACAGGCCAGCAGUGGCUCCUACAACGCGUUCUUAUGAGCGAGUCGCUCCGCAAGGAGUUCACCGAGGUACGGCGGUCGGACUCGAGCGUGAUCUGGCGCCCACAUGCCGUGAAGGAAUAUCUCAAGCUUGUCGAUCGAUUCCUACAGCGGCUCCUCUUACUCAUAUUUAUGACCGGAGGACAGCCACCACGAGGGACGGAGUUGCUAGCUCUUCGGCACCGGAACACACCAGAAGGGCGACACCGAAACAUCUUUAUUGAGCAUGGCCUAGUGAGUACGGUCACGGCCUAUUCUAAAUCACAGCGCGUCACAAACACGACGAAGCUCAUCCAUCGCUAUCUCCCCCAGGCCGUUAGUGAACUUCUCGUGUACUAUCUGUGGCUGAUCCUCCCAUUCACAGAGGCGGUGACUAUGCUUUCACAGGGGAAAGAUCGAAUGAACCAGUCCCCUUUCCUAUGGCCGUACGACAAGGGGCACUGGGAUCCCGCCCGCCUUGGGAUCAUCCUCAAGCAAGAAGCAGCAGCGCAGCUCCAGACCCGGAUUAACGUACUGUCUUGGCGGCACGUCGCGAUUGGGAUCUCUCGUAUGCAUCUUAAGUGCGGUGGAUUUAAGCGCGAUUACGGAGUGGAGGAUCAAGUAGUCGACCAGCAGGCUGGGCACGGGUCGUGGAUGGCGGCUACAGUAUACGCGCGGGGGUUGCAGGAAGCGCCUGGAGUGAUCGAGGGCCGACGGGUCCGGUUCCGUGGGAUUAGCCGUGAGUGGCAUACGUUUCUUGGCUUUGCAAGGCCACUUAGUCGCAAACGCAGUUAUAGCGAACUCGACGUAGGGGGAGAGGCCCUACAGCGAAAACGUAGACGGGAGUGGAUCACGUUCGAGCUAAGUGGUGAUGAACGGUAG
Molecule: messenger RNA, 2676 nt
Organism: Penicillium lagena
Lineage: Eukaryota; Fungi; Ascomycota; Eurotiomycetes; Eurotiales; Aspergillaceae
Exons: 1
Coding region: 1-2676 (891 amino acids)
Source: RefSeq, a predicted model, not a curated record